UCCCGAAUAGAAUCCAAACUAUAAUAUAGGGCUCGAGGCUUUCUUGCGGGCCUGCGGCUACUAAUUAUCACAAGCAUGGAGGGGUGCCGCUGCCAGUUCUGGCUGCCGAAGAAGAACAGAUUCUGUGCCAACGUCCCUCUCGGCGAUUCUUUGUUCUGUGGAAAUCACAAUCCCAGGUCUGGCCAGUGGAUCCCAUGCCCAGUAGACCCUUCUCACUCCGUACUUAAGGAUAAUCUUCAAGGGCAUGUUAAGAGAUGCCCAUUACUUAAACAAGUUCAAUCCUUGACUCUUCAACCCUUCUACCAGAAGGGCAUAAAUGCUGGCAGAGAUGAAAACACAGAAGAUUUGGGCCACGUGUCUUCAGAAGUGAAGAGAGCUGCUGUUCAUGGUAUGGGUCUGCCUGAUUUUUUUAAAUUGAUUGAGAAGAUUGAAUCUGUUCAUGGGUUGGUAUGUAAGGAUAUUUGUGACUCCUAUAAGAUGCCGGAAGCUUGCAAUAUGUGGAUUAAGAGAGAAGUCGAUAGGAAAUUGCCAUUUCAGGAGAAACAUGUUGUGCAACAGGCAUCGAUUCUUGGCCACUUGGAAGAAUCUGGGGUAUUGAAGAAUGACGCUGGGAGGAAACAGUGCGACUCUGAGGGGUCAUAUGACGAUGGCAAAAAUGGCGUGUCUGCAGUGGUUGAAUUUGGAGCUGGGAGAGGGUACUUGACACAAAUGCUUGCCGAUUGUUACGGGAUCAAAAAGGUUUUUCUAGUUGAGCGAAAGUCAUACAAGCUGAAGGCUGAUCGUUCCUUGCGACAAAAAGAGUGUUUGAUAUUGGAGCGCUUGAGAAUUGACAUUGAGGAUUUAAACUUGAAUGCGGUUGAGUCUUUGCGGGGAAUUCCUUACCUGGCCAUUGGUAAACAUCUCUGUGGGCCUGCCACCGAUUUGACUCUAAGAUGUUGUCUUGCUGAACAUUCUAGUCCAGAUAAUGUUGAUUCCUGCAGCGGUAAUCAAAACCUCAGAGGUCUUGCUAUAGCAACAUGUUGCCAUCAUCUUUGCCAGUGGAAACAUUACACAAAUAAAAAAUAUUUAUCUACUUUGGGGAUCACCAAAGAAGAAUUCCAUGCAAUUACGUGGUUUACAAGCUGGGCAGUAGAUGCUGAUCAUGGUUCAGAUCUCCCUGACGUUACUGAUGUCCAACUGCAUCUAGAAUCAAUUGAAAGGGGAGGAGAAUGCAGCGGAGAUGCAAUUGGAGUGGAGGACUUUGUGAGGAAUAUGAAAGCAAUUGAAAGGGCAGCCUUGGGGUUUAUGUGCAAGCAGAUUAUUGACAUGGGGAGAUUAAUGUGGAUCAAGGAACGUGGUUUAGAAACACGGCUUGUCAGAUAUGUCCCGACUAGCAUCUCUCCUGAAAACCAUUUACUGAUUGCCAGACAUGCUAAUCAUUUUUGAGAUAAGAGUAUGGUUUUUCUUCUAUUUGAGCUUGGAUAAUUUCCUUUUUGCUAGAAUAUAGAUAUUGUAUUUCAAUCUCAUUCAAGUUUUUAGAUUAAUGAUGGUUAGAGUUUUGAGAUUAGCAAUUGCUUGUCAAGUGAAUGACAUCAAUAUAUGCAAUUUCCCAUUCAUUUCUUC
Juglans regia (Persian walnut) is the source of this 1602-nucleotide messenger RNA. Its product is annotated as tRNA:m(4)X modification enzyme TRM13 homolog. The transcript is spliced from 9 exons. Bases 76 to 1425 code for a protein of 449 amino acids. The record is from RefSeq and is a predicted model, not a curated record. Lineage: Eukaryota; Viridiplantae; Streptophyta; Magnoliopsida; Fagales; Juglandaceae. Gene Ontology annotation, biological process: tRNA methylation.